Molecule: messenger RNA, 2264 nt
Organism: Melampsora larici-populina 98AG31
Lineage: Eukaryota; Fungi; Basidiomycota; Pucciniomycetes; Pucciniales; Melampsoraceae
Exons: 4
Coding region: 19-1716 (565 amino acids)
Biological process (GO): magnesium ion transport
Cellular component (GO): membrane
Molecular function (GO): magnesium ion transmembrane transporter activity
Source: RefSeq, a predicted model, not a curated record
CUUACCAUCAACAUCGACAUGUCUCAAUCCCUCAACCUUUCCUCAACCGUCUUAUCUAACUUGACCGCUUCUGACAAUCCAAUCAAUUCAACAUCUUCAAUCUUACUCGAUCCAGGUCCAAUUUAUAAAUCUUAUACAAUUGGUUAUUUCUUCAUCGGUUUCGCCAUCACUCUUGCUUCUUCAUUACUCAAUGCAUUCGGAAUAAACCUUCAAAAACUUGAUCUCAAUCGUGCUCAGAGAUCUCCUAAACCUACAAAGGAUUGUCUCAGACCAGUUUGGGUCUUGGGUCUCGCUCUUUAUGUGGUCAGUCAAGUUCUCGGAAGCACGCUGGCACUUCAAUAUAUGCGAUCAGAAUACGUUGCCCCACUUGGUUCAACUUCCUUAAUCUUCAAUUUUCUUUUUGCUUGUUGGCUCUUGGGGACCAAAAUCACUCUACGAGAUGUAUUAGGAACUGCCAUCGUGAUACUUGGGGUGGUUGGAGUCAUUGGCUUUGGCAAUAUUCGACAAGCUGGUAUCGACCAAGAGGCGAACAUGUCCCUCUCUACCCUCCAAGCACUCUGGGCCCGACCACAAUGGCUGCUUUACCUCGGUUUACUCGAAUUCACCACCUUAUUUACUGUUUGGCUUGCAAGUAUAGCAUUCGAAUUAGUACAGGAAAAACGUGAUACCGAGAGUUCAAGCCGGGGUGUUGAUGACGAUGAGGUAGACGUUGAACGAGUACUUCGACGAGGUGGUGGUCGAAGCGCUGCCGGAACACAGUCAAGCUCCAUUGCUCGCUUCUUUGGCCCGAUGAUCGUACAAAAAAACUCUUUACGCAAUUCGCUCAAACAGAUCAUCGAACGUUGGUCAAUGACCCGACCGGAUGACACUUUAUUCAAACUAGAUGGUUUACUCUGGGGUACUGCUGCUGGUUUACUUGCUGGUCAAACUCUUGUCUUUGCUAAGAGUUAUGUCAAACUGAUUACCAAUGGGUUCAGUCAUGACGGCAGCGGAGAACCUGAAGAUCUCGCUCACCCACUUUCCAUCUUGAUCUGCUUCCUUCUUGUUGUCACUUCAAUCUUUCAAGUCUGGUGUCUUAAUCGAGGCUUGAAAGUUUAUGAUUCGACCCUCAUCGUACCAGUGCUUUUUGCUAUUUACACUGCCAGUGGAUUCAUCAACUCGCUCAUCUAUCUUCACGAACUACCCAUCUAUCGCAGCUGGGUGCUCUUUAUGAUUUGGAUCUGUAUCGCCGUCCUGAUCUUUGGUGUAUGGAUGUUAUCCGCUAAACGCCCCGAGCCAACAAAGUCGCAGGCCAAGGCACUCGAAGAUUAUUCAAGUACAGCUGACCCUGAAGGCGAGGCUCAACACACCACACUGGGAGCUCAUAACGAAGCAGGCAUGUCGAUGCUGGAUAAAACCGUGUUAUUCGAGUCAUUAAGUUCAUCAUCGAGAAUCCGUAAAUCACGCGAGCUACGUUCCAAAGAUUCACGUUCUCGUAGUGACAGUGUCAUGUCACUUGGAGAACUCAAAGAUCACCUUUCAGAUACCCUCAAGUCAACUCGAGAAUUGAAUCCAUUCGAAGAGUUUGAAGUCAAACCUGACCAGGAGGUAGAAGAAGAUGAGAUCGACGGAUUGGAGCCUUUUCCCGUAUCACAUCCUUUACCCAGUUAUCGUGAAGUACAUCAUCACCCUGACGAAUUCGGUGAAUAUAUGGAUGCCAAGUCCCAUAUACCGUAACUGCGAAGAAGAAGUCUUUUUUAUUUAAUUUUUAUUGCAUCAUUGUUUAUGUUCACACGUAUUUCGUUUGCAACUUGGAAUUCGUAGUCUUCAAAAUCCCUUAUAUGACCUAUAACCAUUGAAAACAUACUUGCUGGUUAUCUCAAAGUGACAUCCUCUUCUCAUUUUCUUUUCCUUCACUCUCAGGUCUGCUAAAUACAACAUAACAAAUCAGGUGAUCAAAUUGAUGUCAACCUUCUUGUGUUUCUGAUUUCAUUCUCUUAUGGUGAUAUGUUUGGGUUAAAACAAUGUGUCAGUUCUUUUUUGGAUUUUUUUUUGUUGCAAUGAUGUGUGUGAAGCAAAAGGAAAGUUACCAAAGUUUUAGAAACUUUUCAAUCAUUUUGUAUUUGAUUUCUUAUUAAUCUUUUUUUUAUUCCGGGUUUUUUUUUCGUCAUCAUAUACAUAGUUAGAGAUCAAUUUAGAUGUAUGAUUUUUUCUUUUUCUUUUUGUGAUGUAAAUUACUAUUUUUUUCUUUAGAAAACAAUGAAAUAGGCUGAUUUCUAGGCUGC